UGGGAUGAGAGCUGCCUUGGACACCGCAGCCUCACGAGUGGUUAUGAAAUAUCGUGACACCAGUCGUUGGCGUCGUCAGUGGAAAUGUGGCGACUGAUCUGCAGUCUCCCGCGAUGGUUCCUCCAAAGAUGAACACGCGCCACGCUGGUACCGGGCUUUGGUUUCACAGUGGCUGGGUCGGUCUGCAGCAGGGGAUCCCUGACAUGGAGGAGGGGGGGUUAUUCUGGAGAUCUCCAGCAGGAUGAGCAAUGGUUGCCUUUUAAUUCCACUUCUUCCUAGGUUGAUGGUUUGCACCAGCUGCCUACAGAUCAGAUCACACUGGAGGAAACUGAAUCAAAACUAACAGAUCUGAACUGAGCAGACCAGACCGAUCCACACGACACCAGGCCCGUCCAGGAGGCCUGUCCCAGUUUCCUAUCCAGUUGAGGGCUCACGAGUGGAUGGAAGGAGAUGACUUUAACACAGAGGCAGUGAUGAACAUCUGUGAUGACCUGAUGGCAGACCAAAGGAUGGACAUCUCGUCUACAAUGACUGACUUCAUGUCCCCUGGGUCCACCGACCUCAUCUCCAGCUCCAUCAGCACGCCUGGCAUGGACUACACACGCAAGAGGAAGGGCAGCACCACCGACUACCAAAUUGAUGGCUUCUCAUUUGAUGACAUGGACCCAGACAAAGAUAAGCUUGGAGGUGAUCAACAGGGCCGGAUUAAGAAUGCCAGAGAGGCUCACAGCCAGAUCGAGAAGCGGCGCAGGGACAAGAUGAACAGCUUCAUUGACGAGCUGGCGUCGCUGGUGCCCACCUGUAACGCCAUGUCCCGCAAGCUCGACAAGCUGACGGUCCUGCGCAUGGCUGUCCAGCACAUGAAGACACUCAGAGGUGCAGCCAACCCGUACACAGAGGCCAACUACAAACCUUCCUUCCUGUCGGAUGAUGAACUCAAACACUUGAUACUAAGGGCUGCUGAUGGUUUCUUGUUUGUGGUCGGGUGCGAUCGUGGCAAAAUUCUCUUUGUUUCUGAAUCGGUCUACAAAAUCCUCAACUACAGCCAGAACGACCUGAUAGGUCAGAGCCUGUUCGACUACCUUCACCCCAAGGACAUUGCCAAGGUCAAAGAGCAGCUGUCCUCUUCCGACACAGCCCCACGAGAGAGGCUCAUUGACGCUAAAACUGGUCUACCAGUGAAGACAGACAUCACUCCUGGUCCGUCUCGACUCUGUUCUGGAGCCAGACGGUCAUUUUUCUGCAGGAUGAAGUGCAACAGGCCGUCUGUCAAAGUAGAAGAUAAAGACUUUCCCUCCACCUGCUCCAAGAAAAAAGCCGACCGCAAGAGCUUCUGCACCAUCCACAGCACCGGCUACCUGAAGAGCUGGCCUCCCACCAAGAUGGGGCUCGACGAGGACAACGAGCCCGACAACGAGGGCUGCAACCUGAGCUGCCUGGUGGCCAUCGGCCGUCUGCACCCCCACAUCGUUCCCCAGCCCAGUCUGGCAGACAUCAGGGUGAAGCCCACAGAGUACGUCUCCCGGCACGCCAUCGACGGCAAAUUCGUCUUCGUUGACCAGAGAGCCACAGCCAUUCUCGCCUACCUGCCCCAGGAGCUGCUGGGAACCUCCUUCUACGAGUAUUUCCACCAGGACGACAUCGGCCACUUGGCCGAGUGCCACCGACAAGUGCUGCAGAUGAGAGAGAAGAUCAACACCAACUGUUACAAAUUCAAGAUCAAAGACGGCUCCUUCAUCACGCUGAGGAGCCGCUGGUUCAGCUUCAUGAAUCCCUGGACCAAGGAGGUGGAGUACAUCGUCUCCACCAACACCGUUGUGUCGUGUCCGAUGAUGGAAGGAUCAGACUACCCUCAAUCUGCUGCCUCGCCUCAGAGUAUGGACAGUCAUCUCACCUCAGAGGGCGGCGGGAGACGGGCGCUGCAGACGGUACCUGGGAUCCCAGGUGGCACGAGAGCGGGAGCCGGAAAGAUUGGACGCAUGAUUGCGGAGGAAGUGAUGGAAAUUCAGAGGAUCCGAGGCUCCUCCCCCUCCAGCUGUGGCUCCAGCCCUCUAAACAUCACCAGCACCCCCCCACCCGACACCUGCUCCCCCGGAGGGAAGAAGAUUCAGAAUGGAGGGACACCCGAGCUGCCGAGCACGGGGAUCAUUCCCGGACCUGAUUCCGUCGGCUACCCGUACUCCAACCAGUCCAUCAUGAGUGACAACUCCCACCUGAGCAUAGACAUCAUGGACGAGCCCGGCUCCAGCAGCCCCAGCAACGACGAGGCGGCCAUGGCGGUCAUCAUGUCCCUGCUGGAGGCGGACGCCGGCCUGGGCGGCCCCGUCGACUUCAGCGACCUGCCCUGGCCUUUGUGAGAAAAGCCGGAAGGGAAGAAGCACCGAGAGCCGCCGGUGGAGAGAGUCGGGUCGGGUCGGACUCCGGCUGCCAUGUUUGCUGCGCUCUGCACGCAACUGCAUUGCAAAAAAGUUCAUCUGCACACAUUUUCAAUUUCAAGUUUUAGGUUUUUCCUCACAGGAGGAGAGGAGACGGUUUUUAGUGCAGACGAUUCUGGAUGCUCAGAUCUCAGCUCGUCCACUUCCUGUCCGUGGACCCGUAUCUUCACCGGAGCAGAGAGGUGGAUCAGUAGCUCGUAAUCCAGACGAUGUGUUUAGAUGAUCGUGUUUGCAGUGGUGGUCGUGUGCAGACGAGGGGGUUCUCUGACAUCGCCACGGUUACAGACAUUACUCUUUAAAAAAAAACAAACAGUCCAGUUAAAGGAGAGAGAAGUCGUAGGUCUGAGGUGCUAACGUCUCUGCUGAUGGACGGAUCUGACGCCAUCGCCAGGUCACGAGCCGACAACCGGGACUCCUGAGACGUUCAUGGACAUAAACUGAAGUUUGAUGUGGGUUUUGGGGGGAGGGGCGGUGGUGUCGGUGCCUCCCACCACGGACCCUCUCGUCGUCUUCAUCAACACCUCUAACGUAGGACGCGGUGCACUUCACAGGAAAUGGUCAUUUUGUCCGCCUGAUCAUGGGAAACCGUCGCGCUGUCCUCCUCUGGAGUUUCACCCUGAAGACACUCGGAAGGUUUUUAUUUCCUAAACUCACACAAGUCUGAGUUCAGUUAAAGAAUCAAACAAACCGAGCUGCUGUUUCCUGAACUCGCACGAACGCUAACAACUUUUUCUCCAAACAAAUUUAAAGCUGAUAUUCAGUCGAUGUUAUUUUCCCGAGUUAAAACAAAAACCAUCCGAGUACCUGCGGGACUCCAGCGAGUCUGAAAUUAUAGAGGACGCUCGGUUCAGGUUUCAAACUUAACGUGAUCCAAAUAAACCGAGAUCAAAGCGUCAGACUUUGACGGAGAACACGUGGUUACGUUAAUCUGCCGGCGGCAGCAGCCCGGUGUGUGUGGGUGUGUUUUCACGGCUGUGGCGUCGCACACUCAGUUUCCCUCCGCAGACGUUUCCCAGAGAAAUCUUUCCCGCCGCUCCUCACGCUCGGCUUUCUCCGGCUGUUCACGCUCUUCAGCCUGUCGCCUGCACAUCUCCGACCACGUGUGAAGCACUUCAGACGCAGUGAAACUGUCCGUCACUAAACUCCGUGGAUCCGUUUUCAGAUUCGACACAGAGACGCUGUUUUGUCUUUAUUUAAAAUCUGUCGUGGACGUUCAGAUGAAAUACCUCCGAGUUUAAUUCUACUGCAACAGAGACGACGACGGUUGAUCUUGAAUUUGGUUUAGCACUUAACUAAUCUGCAGAUGUUCUGUGGCUGUACGCGUCAUUGCAACCUCCCUCGUUAGCAGAAGGGGGCGAUGACGCAGACGGGGGCGGUUAAAGAUACAGCAGAGAGAGUGUGUGGGGGUGGGGCGGAGCUACGCGACGUCCUCUGAUCUCAUUGGCUGGCGGUGAACACGGUCUCGAGGACGUGUUAGUUUUAAAAAUGAAAAUCCUCAACGCUGCUUCUUUACCUCGCCAGCUCCGCGCCGCUGUCGUCAUGCCAACAGAGUCUGUUCAGAGGAGACGUGUUGAGAGGAGGCUUGAUGGCGCCCCCUGCCUGUGUGGAAAGAUAAUGUGCAAUGUUUUUUGUUUUUUUUAAAGAAAAAAAUACUUUAAUUCUAAAACAAAUUA
Paralichthys olivaceus (Japanese flounder) is the source of this 4108-nucleotide messenger RNA. The record is from RefSeq and is a predicted model, not a curated record. Lineage: Eukaryota; Metazoa; Chordata; Actinopteri; Pleuronectiformes; Paralichthyidae.